Castor canadensis (American beaver) is the source of this 953-nucleotide messenger RNA. RefSeq names its product mast cell immunoglobulin like receptor 1 (gene Milr1). The record is from RefSeq and is a predicted model, not a curated record. NCBI's taxonomy places the organism in Eukaryota, Metazoa, Chordata, Mammalia, Rodentia, Castoridae.
CUGAGUUGCAGGCAGCCUUCCCCUCUUUCUCUUAGGAGACCUCACCGAGGAGCAGAGAUCAGUUAGACCAGUCAUCUUAAGCAAGCUCAUCCAGAGCCUCGGGUUUCCUUAGUUGGUCAAGAAAAGGAGGAAGUUCUCGAAGGGACUCGCCACCAUCAGUGGGCCCAGGACGACCCCUCUUCGCUGAAGAGAAUGUGGAGCCAUCUGAACACACUGUUCUUCGGGGGCAUUUUUCCUUUUGUCACAUUUCUGACAGCUGCCUGGGAUUGCGAGAUCAUGAGCAGAAGGAAUGAAUUCUCUGCUCCGACUUUGUCCUCAAAUACCAGUACGGCCAGCAUAGGUCAAAACGUGUCUCUGUUUUGUUCCAACAAGAACAAGACAGUCGAGACCAUCUACUCAUUGUUUUUACACAAGAAACACCUGGCAAAGAAGGAAGGCCAAGGCAAACCCGUGAUUUUUAAUAUAAGGAUCUCCAAAGCCAGUGAGUCAGGGCCCUACAAAUGCAAAGCCCAAGUUUCCAACUGCUCGAAAUAUAGUAGUGAAUUCAACUUCACACUUGCUGAUGGAGACAGCUGUCCUCUGUGCCUCCCGAUGCUGCUAAUUCCUGUGCUGUUACUGAUGCUACUGGCAACAAUCCUAAUUCUCAUUUUUUGCAUCCGACCAAAAUACAAAGCAAGAAAAGCUAUGAGAGAAAACAGACCCAAGAGCCCUGGAGAUCUUCCCAUGGAAGGCGAACUGUAUGCAAAUAUCUGUAAAGCAGGGACAGGACACUUCCAGGAGAUACACUAUGCCACCCCAGUGUUCCAGGAGGGACCCAGGGAACAAGAAGCCUGUCACAAUUGCAAAACUGGUUAUGUCUAUUCCGAACUCCUUAUGAAAUGUAAAGAAACCGACUCCAUCUCAGUAUAAGCUGCUGUCUAGGAAGCUGAUUUACACAAAGACACAGCAGAUUU